AAAGAAUUUUAUCAAUUAUCAACAGCCUAUAAUAUCCUAACUGACGAAACCGAAUGUUUUCAAAUGUCUAUAUUUUUUGACUUGCACAUAAAUGUUAUUGUUAGACCGCCAAAACAAUCACUUAAAAUAACUGACACUUUAGAUACAUAUAAUCAAACUUAUAAUAAUGACAAUACACGUCAAGAUGAUUUUAUAUGA
Messenger RNA from Dentiscutata heterogama, 198 nucleotides. The record is from the annotation of a GenBank genome assembly. Lineage: Eukaryota; Fungi; Glomeromycota; Glomeromycetes; Diversisporales; Gigasporaceae.